AUGAUUAUUAAGGUGAAAACAUUGACAGGGAAGGAGAUUCCAGUGGAAGUGAGUGGAGAGGACAAAGUGUACCACAUAAAAGAGCUAUUGGAAGAGAAAGAAGGUAUUCCGGCAUCCCAGCAGAGACUGAUAUUCCACGGGAAACAAAUAAAUAAUGACGAUACGAUAUCCACCGCUAAGUUAUCAGAUGGCAUGCAACUGCAUCUGGUGUUGACACUGAGAGGCGGAAACUGA
Messenger RNA from Nakaseomyces glabratus, 234 nucleotides. RefSeq names its product NEDD8 family protein RUB1 (gene RUB1). The record is from RefSeq and is a predicted model, not a curated record. Gene Ontology annotation, molecular function: ubiquitin protein ligase binding; protein tag activity. Lineage: Eukaryota; Fungi; Ascomycota; Saccharomycetes; Saccharomycetales; Saccharomycetaceae. Gene Ontology annotation, biological process: protein neddylation; modification-dependent protein catabolic process; regulation of proteolysis. Gene Ontology annotation, cellular component: nucleus; cytoplasm.